Messenger RNA from Exophiala bonariae, 1041 nucleotides. RefSeq names its product PAB-dependent poly(A)-specific ribonuclease subunit 3 (gene PAN3). Bases 1 to 1041 code for a protein of 346 amino acids. Gene Ontology annotation, biological process: nuclear-transcribed mRNA poly(A) tail shortening; mRNA processing. The transcript has 2 exons. Gene Ontology annotation, cellular component: PAN complex; P-body. Gene Ontology annotation, molecular function: poly(A) binding. The record is from RefSeq and is a predicted model, not a curated record. Lineage: Eukaryota; Fungi; Ascomycota; Eurotiomycetes; Chaetothyriales; Herpotrichiellaceae.
AUGGGCUUCCGGUUGACCAAUGAAUUGGCCAUUCGUUCCGGGCAAGCAUGGAAAAACCUGAUCAGCGCCAGUGUGGUCAGAGUCGUGGACAUAUUUACAAAUCGUGGUUUUGGAGAUUCCUCCCUCUUUAUCGUCACCGAUUAUCAUCCUCUCUCCAAAACCCUCCUCGAGCAUCAUCACAUUGGUCACAACUGGGCCCGUCCUGCCCGCAACAAUAAAGACCAGGUUACCGAACCGGUUCUAUGGGCUUAUGUUGUGCAAAUUGCAUCGGCUCUCAAACAGAUCCAUUCUUCCGGGUUGGCAGCUCGUGUCGUGGACGCUUCCAAGAUCCUUGUCACCUCCAAGAAUCGUAUUCGGUUGAACGGUUGUGGUAUACUGGAUAUUGUCCAAUUCGACAAUAAUGUCCCUCUCGCUCAGCUUCAAAGACAAGACCUCGCCAAUUUUGGAUUGGUGAUUCUUUCGAUCGGCAGUGGGACCGCUGAAGCGGGCCAGAACUUUGCCCGCAGUAUGGAUCUGUUCAAACGUUACUUUAAAAAGGAUCUCCAGGACGCCCUAGUGUGGCUUUAUUCAGCCAUGCAAAACCAGGAGAGGACGAUAGAUCAAUUCAUAAGUCUAAUCUCCAACCAGAUGAUCACAGCGUUCAACGGAGCGCUCCAUAACGACGACACUCUUCACAAUGAUCUCUCUCGUGAAGUCGAAAAUGCCCGACUCGUCAGACUCCUUGCGAAACUAAACUUUAUCACAGAACGACCCGAAUACGAACAUGACCGUGCGUGGUCGGAAAAUGGAGAGAGAUAUUUCUUGAAGCUGUUCCGCGACUAUGUCUUCCAUCAAGUCGAUGCACAAAACCGACCUGUCCUGGAUUUAGGUCAGGUUCUGACCUCACUGAACAAACUCGAUGCGGGCACGGACGAAAAAAUCACACUGAUAUCAAGAGACGAGCAAAGCUGUUUCGUCGUGAGCUAUCGGGAACUCAAAAAAGGCGUGGAGAGUGCAUUCUCGGAACUGCUUAAGAGGAGUCCGCCGCCAAUGGUGAGAUAA